AAAGCUUGCAAGAGCGUUAUUAUUUAUAUUUAUAUUUAUUUUAUUUUUGAUCUGGAUGCCAACAUCCCUAAACCUUUUUCUAUUUUGAGUCUUGUUGGAUUCGUUCACCAUGGCCUAUUCAUUCAAAUCAGGUGAAUUUGUGUUGCCAUUGCUGGUAAAGGUUUCUGUGUCGUCGCAGCGGAUCAACCUAUAAGGGACGAGACUGAUGACUCCAUAAUCUAUGAUAUUCUCGCGGACAAAUGCGUGCUGGCCUCUUCAUUCCAUUACCACAGGAGAUGGUUGCAUCUUCAUUUACGAUGAUUUUGAGUCCUGCAAGCAGGUUAAGUAUGCCUCGCAAGGUUGUGGUUCCAUACAAAUCUUGAAAUUUAUGGAAGAUCAAAUGACGUCCUACUCUUCCACCUCACCACACUUGCCCGCACAGGAUGAUGUGCCAUCACUUUCAGAAGCGAAAAGGUUUGUGGCUACGCUAUUGGGAAGGAUAUGUACGCGGGGAAGAAGUUUGAAAUUGUUGUUAUGAAUGCUGCAAAUGGUAUUUCUCGGAAGGUUUUGGACAUCGAGGGGAAUUGAUAUGUAGAUGGAAAUGCAGCAGAGAAUAACCAAGGAAAAGUAUGUUACGCCUGAAACAAAUU
Molecule: messenger RNA, 629 nt
Organism: Tripterygium wilfordii
Lineage: Eukaryota; Viridiplantae; Streptophyta; Magnoliopsida; Celastrales; Celastraceae
Product: proteasome subunit beta type-1-like
Exons: 5
Coding region: 221-517 (98 amino acids)
Source: RefSeq, a predicted model, not a curated record